UCGAGCUUGCGAGCUUUCUAGCAGCAGCCAGUCGCCGGCUGCCGGGCCACGACCUCGCAUCAACCCGGUUGUUCGUUCCCUCGGUUCGAUGCUGCGCGAGAGUUUUCGCGGACCACGUUUCCGGCAGAUCUCCGAGUUUGCGUUUGAGCUUUCGACAGAUCAUAUUCUUUCGUAAAUCUCUACGAGCGCAUCGCAAAGAAAAACGAGUUUUCGAAACUGUAUGAAAAUUUUGAACCGUCCGCAAAUUUUUUCACAGCUGCUUUGUAUUAUUAUUAUCCAUCUGUGAACUCGUUCGAUUAACUUAUACUUAAUUUGUCUGUCAACAUAUUUUAAUAAUUACUCCGAUUUGCGGGAUAUCAAAUAAAAAUUUAACGAACGUUCGUAAAGUUUGGAUGUAAACUCUACACGUGAAAUUCGGACGUACUAGUUACUAGAGGAAUUUGUAUCGAGUAUUGCGGUAUUAAAGAUUAAAGGGGUAGGAGCCGGGUGUGAGAAUUGUCUCGUGCAAAAACAAGUGACGCCCAUUGGUUGUUUUUCCGAGCAACAGCGGAGUAUGGCGGAUGGGUGACAGACUCAAACCCACUGCAGGCUGAAGGUGUUUUUCAGCGUCGGUGGGACCAUGUGAGACUUCGACCAUGAGGAUCAAUUUUGUGUGUACUACAACUCUGCCGCUGCGCAUCGUACCGAGUAGCCAGAGUGGUGUAUGGACAGUAAGCGUGAUUAUACUGUCGAUUGGCACCUGGGUUGGUAGAGUCGGGCCACGUCCAGCGGAUGGGGAGCUCGCGCUUCUGACAUCGCCGCGUGAGCGAUUGGACACCGUUCGGCAGGUUCUUUCCGAGGUGCCUUUGAUCGACGGCCACAAUGACUUACCGUGGAACAUCCGCAAUUUCCUGCACAAUCAACUGGCGAACUUCGACUUUGACAGGGACUUGCGUCAGAUCGAGCCCUGGAGCAAAAGCGCUUGGAGUCAAACCGAUCUGGUCAGACUGCGGGAAGGCAUGGUGGGCGGUCAGUUUUGGGUCGCCUACGUGCCAUGCGAAUCUCAGCAUAUUAAUGCGGUCCAGCUGACUCUAGAACAGGUAGAUCUCAUUAAAAGACUUAUAGAAAAAUAUUCCCAGCACAUGCAGUUCGCUGCAUCGACAAGGGAAAUUUUGGAGGCUCACGGGCGAGGUAGAAUAGCCUCCCUGAUUGGAGUGGAGGGUGGGCAUAGUCUAGGAAGUAGUUUAGCCGUUUUAAGAACGCUCUACCAGUUGGGUGUACGAUACCUCACGCUGACACACACUUGCAACACACCGUGGGCGAGAAGUUCGUCGGUAGAAGACGACGAUGGAGAUGGCGGAGGCCUGACGACAUUCGGCAAAACGGUAGUUCAAGAAAUGAAUAGGCUUGGAAUGCUGAUAGACCUCAGCCACACUGCGAGGGCGACAAUGAGAGAUGCUCUUAGAGUCAGUAAAGCGCCGCUCAUUUUUUCACACUCCUCAGCGUUCGCCAUUUGUAAUUCCUCUAGAAAUGUGCCAGACGACAUUCUUAAGCAGCUGGCUGAUAACGGCGGGCUGGUGAUGGUCACGUUUUACAAUUAUUUCGUGAAAUGCGGGCCUCAAGCUAGUGUCUCGGACGUGGCCGAGCACAUAUACUACAUUAGAAACCUGAUCGGCGUGGACCAUAUCGGAGUCGGCGGGGAUUUCGAUGGCAUCAACAAAACCCCUCGUGGUCUUGAGGACGUUUCGAAAUAUCCCGAACUGUUUUCCGAACUUCUCCGUAGUGGCAAAUGGAAUGUACUUGAUCUAAAGAAAGUCGCCGGCUUGAAUUUACUACGAGUUCUCACACAGGUAGAACGUGUGAGGGAUGAAAUGAGAACAGCUGGAAUCACGCCGUCCGAGGAGUAUCUUUCAGAUUCGCCGGACACGAUCGGCAAUUGUGCUCUGGAUAUUAAUUCCGUGCAGAGGGUCACGGAAAUCUGAUCGAUCGGUUACUCGACGACAUGCGAAUUAAUCUUAUGUGUGUACGCGCCGUGUUUGGCGUGGAUUGGUACGGUCAAGUGCUAUCUCCGGCCGCAAUCGGGGCACACGAUAGCACCAGCUCAAAGCGAAAAUUCAAUUAUCUCGAUUACACUGCGACCUGUACGCUCGCAAAAGUUCUUCGAACCUCGUGUGCGGAUGCUCAAUUAAACAUCGUCGACAUUUGCAAAGGCUCAAAAUAAACCUACCUCGAUACCUGUCUUACGAAGGCGACGAGCAAAUAUUGAUUAUGUUUUAUUUAAAGGAAAUAUCGCGUUCCCACGCGGCCGAUGUAUAAGAUGUUGUUAGAGAGAUUAACAUUGUGUCAGCAAAUAUUUCUAAUUAUUAGCAAGGGUUUAUUGUAAAUUUGUAGCUUUUCGUAUUUACAAAAAUUAGGUAAAUUUUUUAAUUUGAUAUUAAUCAUUAUUUAACUAAAUAUAAAUUUCGACACACUUAUAUCACGCCUUUUUUAUUAUAUAGCGGCUACGACUAUGAAAUUCAUAAAUUAAAUUAUUAAUUGUAAAAUAAUAUGCUCGUCGUCGUAAAACUAUCUGUAACACACAGACAGUUUUUUUCUAUUCAGUACCAGCACCGGUACUAAUGAGUCGUUGACACGCUGAUUAUUUUACUGUAAGAUAUUUACUAUUCUACUGUGAGUCUUCACGACCAUAUGUAAAUAUCUGAACGGUAUGCGGAACGCCAUCCAAUAUUCGCGUGAAGAGAAAGCGUCAUCGCGACUAAACUUUCUGAACUUUGAUGUCUUCCUCUCUUGGAAACGAUCGUAAUAUGUGUGUGAAACUAUGAACCCCGGCUGUAUACCUUUCAACGUCUUCCUUCCCCUCAUUGCACCGACGAAAACACGUACUCCAUAAGGUGUUUAUAGAAGAAGUGUUUAUAGAUGAAGGAAUCGACGUCGUGUUUCUACGAGCAGCUUCAUAAAAUUUAACAAAAUUCUCUGUGAAAUUUCUUUUGCAUAUGUAUAGACACUUUUUAUUUAUCGUAGCUCAAACUUAAAAGUUUGUGUGUCUCUAUUAAUAUAAUAAAUCAUGUUAUAUUUUAUUUUCAAG
Molecule: messenger RNA, 3064 nt
Organism: Nylanderia fulva
Lineage: Eukaryota; Metazoa; Arthropoda; Insecta; Hymenoptera; Formicidae
Product: dipeptidase 1
Biological process (GO): proteolysis
Molecular function (GO): metallodipeptidase activity
Source: RefSeq, a predicted model, not a curated record